CUCAUUAUCCUCAUCACAAAUUAUACUUUUUUUGAAAGAAGACAUUCCUUUCAAAACAAAUAUGAUAGAAUGUGAGGUGUGGGUUACUGAGCAUGCAAAAGAACAAAUAUUGAAGAAAGAAGAAGAGAAGGGAGUUGAGUUUGCUACGUUGCUCAUAGGUGUUGUUAGCAAUACAAAACCAGUGAUUACUGACUCUGUAUCAAGUAGUCACUUAACGUCUGCUUUUCUUGUGGAUUGUUGCGAUUCUAGCUGCGUUGCUCCUAUUUUGAAUUUUGAAAGUAAACUCGCUUGUGGUAAGAGAAUUGUGGGUAUCUAUACAUCUUGCGGAAUUCAAGAAAAGCGAAUUAGGAGAAUAUUGAGCUUUUUGAAUAGGAGCUGGCUUGUUCAUCUCCGAUCAGGUUUCUUACCUCCUUUGGUUUUAAAAUCGGAUUUCCACACGAUGGUGAAUCUUUCGAUUCCGUUUCCGAUCGUUUAUUGUGCAAUUGAAAGGGAAGCAGAAGAAGAUUUUGUGGACACGUUUUGUGAAUCUUUGAGAAGUCGAUUAUUAUUGAAAAAUGAGUAUGGGAUUCUUUCUGGGAAUGCAGAGUGUUCUGGGACAAUUUCGUUUGUAUUGAAGCGAGCGAGUUUUGUUUGCGAUGAUUUGGUCCCGCUUUCUUUCAAUUUGGAUGUGUGUUAUGUGGAUGGCGAAAGUGUUGAGGAGGUAAAGACUGGGGUGAUUGAACGUGUGAAGGAUUUGUUCCACGAAACGAUGACGAUGAACUAUGGUUCUGGCUGUUCUUUGUGGAAGAAUGUGUAUUCCUGGGAGUGUUCGUAUCUCCAAAUUGAACCGAUCGAGAAUCUGGUUUAUGAGAUGAAUGACCCGAAGCGAAACCUUCUCUUUUGGAAGUUGAUGUUAGUUCUAUUCUGCUUGCUCGGUGUUUAUUUUGUGUUCUGGCUUCAAGGAGGAAGAAAGAGUUGGUAGGGCAGUUGGUUAUUGUGAUUUGCUUGUUUUUUUUGGAUCUCUGCUAAUUCACAAAUCUAUGUCACAUUGCGGAA
Blastocystis hominis is the source of this 1035-nucleotide messenger RNA. RefSeq lists its product as hypothetical. The transcript has 4 exons. NCBI's taxonomy places the organism in Eukaryota, Bigyra, Opalinata, Blastocystidae. Bases 62 to 961 code for a protein of 299 amino acids. The record is from RefSeq and is a predicted model, not a curated record.